Messenger RNA from Lodderomyces pseudojiufengensis, 2229 nucleotides. It is a transcript of the gene SWI6, whose product is annotated as transcriptional regulator. The transcript has a single exon. The coding region runs from base 1 to 2229 and encodes 742 amino acids. The record is from RefSeq and is a predicted model, not a curated record. NCBI's taxonomy places the organism in Eukaryota, Fungi, Ascomycota, Pichiomycetes, Serinales, Debaryomycetaceae. Gene Ontology annotation, cellular component: MBF transcription complex; SBF transcription complex. Gene Ontology annotation, molecular function: transcription coactivator activity; protein binding; DNA binding.
AUGGAGUCUCCUAUCAAUAUUGGUGAUCUAACCACAAAUUCAAUUCAACAAAAACUAACAAAUACUCAUAUUAAUUCUGUUUAUAGUACAAAUGUAACAUCUGCAAUAUAUUCAAGAAUGAAAAUAAUUCAAUUAACUAUUAAAUUUGGAGAAAAUGUCAAUAAUAAUAACAAUAAUAAAGAUAUUGAAAAUACAAAUAUAAAUGAAUUAAAUAUUUUAAGAAGAGUUCAAGAUUCUUUUAUAAAUAUAAGUCAAUUAUUACAAAUAUUAGUUCAAUUAAAUCUUUUAUCAUCAUCACAAAUUGAAAGUUUUAUAAAAAAUGAAAUAUUAACAAAUCCUGAAUAUCAUGGAAGAAAUUUAAAUUCCAAAAAUAAUUCACAAAUACUAGAUUAUAGAAAUAAUGAUAAUAAAAAUUUAAGAGGUAUAUGGGUAUCUUAUGAUAAAGCUGUUAAUAUUGCUUUAAAAUUUGAUAUUUAUGAAUUAACAAAAGAUUUAUAUUUAGUUGAUGUUCAUGAUUUUGAAAAAUUACCAAAAUAUAAGAAAAGAAGCUUGGAUGAUGAUAAUGAUGAUUCUUUUAUUGAUCAUAUUGGUUCACCUUCCAAAAAACAAAAACUCGAAAAUAAUACAACCAAAUCUAAUAAUGAAUCCUCACAAAAUAAACAAACAACUAUACCAAAAAAUUCCAAAAUAAUAGUUGAUAAAUAUGUAAAACAAAAUAACAAAUAUCCAUUCACUUUAUCACCAAAAGUAAUAGACGAUAGUCAAUUAGAUUUAACAAAUGAUAUAAAGAUAGUAUUAGGAGAAAUUUUUAAAAAGGAUGAUAAAUUAGAAGAUGAAGUAUCAAUAGAUGUUGUUAAAAAAGAAUUUGAACCAAUAUUACAAAAAUAUUCAAAAUCCGAUCAUCAAGAUAUACCAUUAGAUCAAAAGGGACAAACUGCUUUACAUUUUGCAUCAACUUUAGCUUCUUUAAAUUUAGUAUCUUCUUUUAUUCAAUUAGGAUUAAGUUCACCAGUUUGUGGAAAUGAUUUUGGAGAAUCACCUUUAAUUUCAUGUAUUCAAGUUACAAAUUCAAUGGAAAAGGGAAAUUUUAAUGAUAUAUUAACUAAUUGGCUUUAUCCUAAUAUUUGGUUAUUUGAUAAAUCGGGAAAAUCAAUAUUACAUCAUUUAGCAUUACAAUCUGAUAAAAAUGAAAGUUUUAAAUUUUAUUUAAUUAAAAUUUUAGAAUAUAUAUUAUUAUCAAAUGACAAAAAAUUAAUUGAAUUUAAAACAAAUAUUAUAAAUUCUAAAGAUGAUGAAGGAAAUACUGCAUUACAUAUUGCAAUUGAAAAAGAAAAUAAAUGGUUAAUUAAAAUUUUAUUAGAAUUAGGAGCAGAUGUUAAAAUUACAAAUAAACAUAAUAUUAAAUGUGAAGAUUUUGAAAUUUUGAAUGAUUUGGAAAAAGAUGAAUUUGAUGAUCAUAUUUUUCAUUUAAUUCAAACAAGUUAUGAAUUUUUAAAUGAACGUAUAGAAACGGUUGGAAUUGAUAACAUAACGGAGGCAGAAGAAUUGAAAGAAUCUGUUGAACCAAAUUUACCAAAUUCAUUUGAAGAUAAUUCCAAUGAACCUGAUAGUUCAAGUAAAAUAUUUCAAAGUAUACAACAUCUACUAUCAGAUACAAACCAUCAAUAUGCAAAUAUAUUAAAUUCCAAAAGACAACAAAUAAAAACUUUAGAUCAAGCUUUACAUGAUGCAACAAUUACAGCAGCAAAUAAUAGAUUUCAAAGUAAAAAAUUAAAAGAAAAUUUAAUAAAUUUAGAUAAUUUAAAAUUACAAGUUGUAAAUGUAACAGAUAAAUUAUUAUUAUUAAAACAAGAAUAUAAUAAUAACAAUGAUAAAGAUACAAACGAAGAAGAACAAGAAAAAUUUGAUGAAAAUCAACAAUAUUAUGCUGAUGCUCCAUAUAUAAUUGAACCAAUUUAUAAAAAAAUUACAAAUAAUGAAUCAUUAGAUGAUUUAAAAAAUGAUACGGAUUUAAUGAAAUCUUUACCACCUAUAAAUUCAUUAAAAGCAAAAAUAAAUGCUUAUAAACAAAUUAAUGAAAAUUUAGAAAAUGAAUUACAAAGUUUAAUUGAUUAUAGUGAAUUAACUUCUAAAUUUAAAAAUGUUGUUAGUAUAUGUACAAAUGUUGGUAUUGGAGAAGUUGAUGAAUUAUUAGAUGGAUUAUUAGAAGCUGUUGAAGGUCAACAAUAG